AUGGCUUCAAGUACUCAGGGGCCUUCUAUUCCUGUUAACAAUCCUAAUGAGAGCAUUGGUACAACUACCCCUGCAACUGUCGAGAGCAUAGCUACAGCUACAGUGACAUCUACACCAUCUCGGGUUGAAGUUUCAAAGCCUCCUAAAGCUUCUGGUAAGAAGCAAUCAUAUUGUUGGCAACAUUUUUCUAAGCGUCUUGAUCUUAAGCCACCUAAAGUUGAGUGCAAGCAUUGUAAGCAGAGGUUCUCAUGGGGUAAAGACGCUUCAGGGGGUUCUAACACUUAUGGAACAACAAACAUGAACAACCAUAUAAAGAAAAUAAAGUGUCCUCAAUUCACUCCACCUGGACAGCAACAAUUGACCUUUCAAAUAAGUGAUGAUGGUGAGACUCAUUCUGUUGUGACUCACUCGUUUGACCAAGAUGCAUGUAGAGCAUCCCUUACCAGAAUGAUCAUCAAAUGCGAAUUACCUUUUAUUCUUGUACAACGGGAAGGCUUCCAAGAAUUUUUUCAUCAACUAGAACCUAGGUUUGAAGUUCCUUCUCGUUAUACUGAAGCUAGAGAUUGCAUGAAGAUGUAUUUGAGUGAAUACCACAGAUUGAAGGCUGAAUUUAAAAAGUAUGGAAGACGGUUCAGUCUCACCACUGAUACGUGGAGUUCAGUUACAAACAUGAGCUACAUGGUGUUGACAGGGCAUUAUAUUGAUGAAAAUUGGGUGUUACAGAAGAAGAUAUUGAAUUUAUGUCCAGUUACGGAUCAUACUGGCCUGGAAUUGGGUAAAACAGUUGCAUCUUGUCUUUUACAGUGGGGGAUUGAAAGGGUAUUCACUAUGACUGUUGAUAAUAUUAAUUCUAACAAUUAA
Molecule: messenger RNA, 861 nt
Organism: Papaver somniferum (opium poppy)
Lineage: Eukaryota; Viridiplantae; Streptophyta; Magnoliopsida; Ranunculales; Papaveraceae
Product: zinc finger BED domain-containing protein DAYSLEEPER-like
Exons: 1
Coding region: 1-861 (286 amino acids)
Molecular function (GO): DNA binding
Source: RefSeq, a predicted model, not a curated record